Messenger RNA from Electrophorus electricus (electric eel), 5168 nucleotides. NCBI's taxonomy places the organism in Eukaryota, Metazoa, Chordata, Actinopteri, Gymnotiformes, Gymnotidae. The record is from RefSeq and is a predicted model, not a curated record.
AUGGAAAUGCUCAUACUCUACUCGCCAGAUAUUCCGUGCGAUGAGAGCGGACAGCGGAUGUGGUGGGCGUUCCUUAUCGCAUCCUUGGUCACUUUCUUUGGAGGUCUCUUCAUCAUACUGUUAGGGAGAACUCUCAGAUAUAUAUGGUCCGUUUGCUGCGAAUGCGGUGGCAAGUCAAAGGAACCCCAGCAUGUCAGUGACCCCACUGAGGCCACUGACUGUCCAGGCGAGGGAAAGGGGGAGGAGAAUGUGGAGCUCACAGUUGACUGGACGACCUCAGUGAAAGAUUGGGCUGGGGUCAUGAUCUGCGCACAGAACACGACCGGGCGCAUGCUUGUGGUACUAGUGUUCAUCCUCAGCAUCGGAGGACUGAUCAUUUACUUCAUCAACUCCUCAGAUCCUAUAGAAUCCUGCCCAAACUUCAGCACUGACUACACCUUGCAGGUCGACAUGGUGUUCAACAUCUUCUUCCUGCUGUACUUCGGCCUGCGUUUCAUCGCAGCUAAUGAUAAGCUAAAGUUCUGGCUGGAGGUGAAUUCAAUUGUGGACUUCUUUACUGUGCCACCAAUAUUUGUGUCUAUGUACCUUAACAGGAGUUGGCUGGGAAUGCGUUUUUUAAGGGCAUUAAGAUUGAUACAGAUCUCGGAAAUCUUACAGUUUUUAAAUGUUGUAAAAACUAGGGAUUCCAUAAAGUUGGUGAACUUGUGCUCAAUCUUCAUAAGCACAUGGCUAACAGGGGCAGGCUUUAUACACUUGGUGGAAAACUCGGGGGAUCCUUGGAAAAACUUCGAAAAUUCCCAGUCACUUAGCUAUGGGGAAUGUCUGUAUCUGCUCAUGGUAACCAUGUCCAUGGUGGGAUAUGGCGAUAUUUAUGCUAAAACGGACCUUGGACGCAUAUUCAUGGUGUUUUUCAUCCUCGGUGGUUUGGCCAUGUUUGCUCGCUACGUGCCAGAAAUCGCUGCUAUCCUCCUAAAUCGGCAGAAAUAUGGAGGGACUUAUAACAUGACCCCAGGCAGAAAACAUAUUGUUGUGUGUGGUAAUAUAAAUCUGGAAAGUGUUUCCAACUUCCUGAAAGACUUCCUUCAUGAGGACAGGGAUGAUGUUAAUGUAGAAAUUGUUUUUCUCCAUCAUAUUGAACCUAAUCUUGAGCUGGAAGCUUUACUCAAACGCCACUUCACUCAAGUGGUAUUCUUCCAGGGUUCCGUUCUAAAUCCCUACGAUCUCACUCGAGUCAAGAUUGAACUAGCAGAUGCCUGUUUCAUUAUAGCUAAUAAAUACUCUUCAGACCCUGAUGCAGAGGAUGCGUGCAAUAUCAUGAGAGUGAUAUCCAUUAAGAACUACAAUUCAAACAUACGUAUCAUCACCCAGAUGCUACAGUAUCACAAUAAGGCUCACCUGCUGAACAUCCCCAGCUGGAACUGGAGGGAGGGUGAUGAUGCGAUCUGCCUGGCUGAGCUGAAGCUGGGCUUUAUUGCCCAGAGCUGCCUGGCCCAAGGCCUCUCUACCAUGCUGGCCAACCUCUUCUCCAUGAGGUCCUCCAUUCAGAUUGAAGAGGAGAUAUGGCAGAAGUAUUACUUGGAAGGAGUAUCUCAAGAAAUGUACACAGAUUACUUGUCUAGUUCUUUCAUGGGUUUAUCAUUCCCCGAGGUUUGUGAGCUGUGCUUUGUGAAAUUAAAUCUCUUGCUGAUAGCCAUUGAGUUCAAGUGUGAUCAGAGAAAUGCCAAUAUGAUGGUCAAUCCAGGGAAAAAUGUUAAGUUGCAAGACAAAACAUUGGGGAUCUUCAUUGCUGGUGAUGCCAAAGAAGUGAAGAGGGCCUCAGUGUACUGUAAGGCUUGCCAUGACAAUAUCCAAGACCCCAAACUGAUCAAGAAGUGUGGAUGCAAGAGAAUAAUGUGGACUGAAGACGAGAUUGAAUCUAUUUUGUCAUCUAUGAAAAAACAGCAGAAUGAAGGAAUGAGGGAUUCAACCUACCCUUUUCCACAAAUCUCAAGACAUAAACCUUUGCUGGCCCCCAGAACACCAAUGAACAUGAUGGAUGACAAUAUGAAGAAGUUUGACUUCACAGGAAUGUUCCACUGGUGCCCCCCCAGAGACAUUGAGAAGGCCGUACUGACCCGAAGUGAAGCAUUGAUGACGGUUGUGAGCGGCCAUGUGGUGGUGUGCAUCUUUGGUGAUGUGAAUUCGGCUGUGAUGGGCCUGAGAAACUUGGUGAUGCCUCUCAGAGCCAGUAACUUCCACUAUCAUGAGCUGAAGCCUAUCAUCUUCGUGGGUUCACUGGACUACAUAAGGAAGGAGUGGGACACACUCAGCAACUUCCCCAAAGUCUCCAUCUUACCCGGCUCUCCUCUGAGCAGAGCGAAUCUGAGGGCUGUGAACAUCAACCUGUGUGAUAUGUGCGUCAUCAUCUCAGGCAAUCAGAAUCUUGAAGAUGAUGUGUCAAUGCAGGAUAAGGAAAGCAUCUUGGCCUCACUCAACAUCCAAUCUAUGCAAUUUGAAGACACCAUAGGCCUUUUCACCAACUCACAUGGUAAAGCAGACAGACUGCAGAACUCAAUGUGUGUGAUACAGGACAGGAGAUGUGGAAGCUCAAUCCCUAUGAUUACUGAGCUUGUGAAUGAUGGUAAUGUACAGUACCUGGACCAAGAUGAUGAAGACGACCCAGAAAAUGAGCUGUACCUCACACAGCCCUUUGCAUGUGGGACAGCAUUUGCUGUUAGUGUACUCGACUCUUUAAUGAGUGCUACAUACUUCAAUGAUAACAUUCUGACAUUGAUCCGGACGCUGGUCACAGGUGGAUCCACUCCGGAACUGGAGAGUUUGUUGGCGGAGGAGAACAUCCUGCGGGGGGGCUACAGCACCCCUGAAACAUUGGUCAAGAGGGACAGGUGCCGUGUGACCCAGAUGACCCUGUGUGAAGGACCGUUUGCUGAACUCGGGGAAGGAGGUUUAUAUGGUGACUUAUUCUGCAAGGCAAUAAAAAUGUACAACAUGCUGUGUUUUGGAAUAUACCGACUACUGGACAUGCCCCGGACCACUGAGACUGAGUGUACGAAGCGGUUUGUAAUCACCAACCCUCCUUAUGAAUUAGAGCUGAUACCUACAGACAAGGUCUUCUGCCUGAUGCAGUUUGACUCUACUGGGGGCCAGUCGUACACCACGCUGUCCCACUCCUCGAACAAAAAGAACUCGUAGGACAUGCAGAAUGCAACCAGGAUAAGCAGAGUGGAAACAGAAAAGACUCGGUACACAGAUGAAGCAGAGAAUUGUCUCUCAAGAAAAACACCAAUCAGACCCACCAAACCAACACACCGCUCACACAAACAGUCUGGCCAUGCAGUGCAAACCUACAACCACUCCUAUCCCUCCAAUCAGAGAGAAAGAAGAAGGGAGCUGGGGGUAAAUCAUGUGCCUUGCUGGCACAGUCCAGAUGCAUCUAUCAGGCAACUUUGACUAUGAUAUGCCAAAUGUAAGUGGAUCAUAGCAGUCAACAAACAUAUUUACAUGUUUUAUUUUAGCUACAUUUUGCCCACGCAGUAAAUAACAUAGUGGUAUUUGAACAGGGUUAGUAUAUGAAUAUAUUAAAAAUGUUUAAUUUAUCAUAUAUUUGUAGUCACACUGUAGAUGAGAGCAGACAAUCAUAGCACUUCACUUCACUAGACCAGUUUGAGUUUUAUGUGUAAACUAUGGCUAAGGGGCCAGAAUGUCUUAAUUUAAGAGAACAGAGAUAAAUGCAAAAACAGGUGAGAGCUGGGAGAUCUCAGAAUGGGGGAAAAGGUAAUCAGAGAACUUGGCCUUAAAUGUAAUAGAAUAGAAUAAAAUAUAAAAUAAACAUAAUUCUACUCGGAGGAACUAAAGUCAGUAACCAUGAAUGCUGACUUGCAUCUGUGAUGUACUUCUUAACAGAAUAUAAACCACUUGUUUUUUAGACUUAUUAUCAACAGCAAAAAUAAUCCUAAUUUAUCAUUUUCAAUAUAUUUUUAUUUAAAACUUUAGUUUCUAAAUCAUAAAAUGCUUUACAUAAAAUUAUUUAUAUUCAUUACCCUUAAUGAUUGAGCUCUCUGGGCUGACUGGCAUGAAUUUGAUGCCACGUAUUGCAGAGUGGGCAUGUAUAGGUCUUUGUUUGGUCAGAACCUCCAGGUAGACAUGAGUUGAGAUGAGUGAGAUGAGUGAGAUGAGUUUGGAUGUUCUUCAUGAGUGAACUAUAUGAAAAUCAUCUCAUCUGUCCAGGAAUUAGUGACCACAAUUACAGCUCAAUCAUUGAUGACAUAAAUGUGGUUUGGCAGAGUUCUUUUACAGCUUCAGGAUCUUCCAUGAUAUGUCUGAUUUCAUUCAUUUUAAAUUACAUCUUUAAUCUGUAUUUCUUGAUAAAUGUCGUUUCUUUUGGUAAUUUGCUUACACUCAAAUGUUCAAAGCAGCUUGAAUAAAUAUUGUUUAAAGAUCAAUUAAUUAUCCAUAACCACUGUAUUUAAAUGAUUGCUUAUUGAUUAAAAAGCUAACAUUUUAUGUCCUGUUAAGUAGCAUAUGUGAAGCUUUAAUCAUAGACCUCAUAUAGUUUAUUGUCUGUGCCUUCCACAUUAUAUUUGAAACAUUAAUUUCACUUUUAAUAAAGCUGUUGACUAUGCAGUAUACUGCACCACUUUGUUUAAUUUCCAGUGUCAGUAUAGGCUGUUCUGAAAUCAGCUGUCUUUGCCUAACAUUUUAUCUUGGAAGUGGCACCCACUAAACACUCAGUUAACAGGUCAGCCGUUGCGAUCAUUCCAUACAGCUACAGCAUACGUUUUCGAAAAUAAAAGAAGUGCAAAGUGAUCAACAACCUGGCUGAGAAAAUCCGUAUGGUUAAGUAUAAUUUUACCUGGCAAUACAUGUCAUUUUGACUGCUUCAUCGUGUUUUUUCCCCCCAUGUGUACAUUACAUUAGGUUCACCCACCAGUCAAAUAAAUUAGUUUUACGAGUAUAUAAAUAAAUAAAUACAUUUUAACAGCUGGAUUAAAAAUGUAGUCCACCCCCCAAAAAACUAUUUUGUUUGUUGUGUGAAAAGACUAUAUUAAAACUGCAAUAGAGAGGUUGCUUAGUUGUUUUUAAUCAUUAGAUACAAUUAUAAUUUUUCAUGUACAAUUUGUUUGCAAAUAUUAUGUACAUGAUUGAAGUUUGGGUUUUCUGAGAAUAAA